GGGAGGAAGAUUUGAGAAGAAAUAUUGCUGUUAAAUGAGUUUGGACAGCAUGACAUCACGGGGUAAUUAAAACGCAGCUUUCUGGAAUUCCGUUUCCAAUUCCUGCGCUCAGGUUUGCUGCUGGAGGAUUUUAUUUUUUUUCAAACACCUGCAGGUUGGUGUGUGAGUGAAAUAUUUUCACUGGACGGAGUUCAAACUUUGAAGGGAAAGAGAGAGAGAGAGAGAGAGAGAGAGAGAGAGAGAGAGAGAGAGAGAGAGAGACGGAGGCAGCGGCAUUACGCCAUUCUUGCCUCUCUUGGAAAAAAGUGGGAUUUAAAGAAGUUUCUUACAAGAUAUCCAGCAGAAUCGUGCCGUGGAGGGUUUAACGCAAGUCCACUGUUUCUCAGCCUUUUCUUGGAUUUCUGCACUUCUAUCACAGACAGGAUCUCUGCGGCACUAUGGUUCUUACAGAUGACGGAUGGGAGGAUAAGGCUUUGCAGGAUUUGUUUCUUCAACUUAUAAAACUCAGUUAUAGUCCACAUCUUUGCUUUUACAACCUCGCAUAUGUCUAUAGUCUAUUUCAGACGGGAGAGGCACUUUUUAUUCAUUUCUCCUCUGGCAGAGCGCAGAGUAAACUCAGAGGAUGAAAGACUCGGACCGAACAGGACUGCUGCCUCUUCUUUUUUUAAACAAACAGGUCAAUUCAUUCUGAACAGACUGCGGUUUAUUACAAUGACGGCCUGGCAAAAGGCAAAAGGGCUUUAGGAUGAAAGUUGUGAAGCGUCUUUCUCUUCUGCUGAGCUUCUGGACUCUCAUUUACCUGCAUCCCGUCCUGGGUUCACUCAGCCGGACCAGACCAACCGAGCCCCACCACCACCGGCUUGGAGAGGCAGCGGAGCGCACGGCAGGCGGCGGCGAAGGAGAGCAAACCCACGGGAGAACCGGCGGAGGAAUCGGUGGGUCCACACCAGCCGCGGGCAGGCAACCGGCGACCGCUUCUGGGACGUGGAAACCCUCACCGGUGAGUCCGGCGAGGAUUACUCGGAUCCGCGCAGGUCCGCCGUUAAUCAAGGGUGAAACGACUGUUGUUAAAAGCAAACUUACCGCAGCAACAUCUGCGUCCUCAUCCCUGGCACUGCGCAGCGGGGCCGUGCCGGUAAACCGUGCACAGCUGCAGCAGCAGCAACGGGACAGAGCAGUCAGCCUAGGGCGCAAAGAGGCUGCGCGCUCCUGGCUGCCCGGCGGGGAUGUUCACAUUAACGCGCACGCUCCCGCGGCUUUUAGCGCACAUGCAGCGGGGAAAGGAGUCGGGACUGCGGCUGCUGGUGGAAGGGGCGGCUCACCGGGGAAACAUUUUGAGAAAGUUGCUUCCAGAGCGAGUGCAGCUGCUCCGGUGCGCACCGGGCCUCCCCACAGGGCCAUCGGUGCGCAAAAGCAGCAGCAGCAGCAGCAGCAGCAGCAGCAGCAGCACGCGGGUCCGGUGGCGCAGCGGGGAGCCAGCAACAAGGCCCCGAAACUGAGCGACCGGGAAGCGCAUCACAAACAGCCGCUGGUUACUCCUCACGACUACAUGCUGUCGCUGUACUGGUCUCUCUCCACCGGGGACCUCAACAGCAGCGCUCUGCAUGAAGCCGGUCUGGCCAACACCAUCACCAGCUUCGUGGAUAAAGGACAAGAUGAGCGUGGGCCCCAGCUGAGACGGCAGAGGUAUCACUUCAACGUCAGCUCUUUGGAACGAGACGGGCUCCUGGGGGCCGAACUACGCAUCCUGAGGAAGCGUCUGUCUGACCCUCGCAGAGCCUCAAUGGGAUCCACAGCCACUGACGGAGGGGGUGGAGGAGGCUUGUCCCCAUGCCUGAAGCUAUACACCUGCUCUUCAGGUAAACAACAGGCUGUUCUGCUCCAGACGAAAACCGUGGAGGAUCUGCUCAGCGGAGGCGAAUUCAGCAGCAAAUGGGAAGUGUUUGACAUUUGGAAGGUCUUCAAAGGCUUUAAAAACCAGCAGAACCAGCAUUCCCAGCAGCUGUGCUUUGAACUUGAGGCCCUGGAGCACAGAGGCGGUCGCCCCAUGGACCUGCGCACUCUGGGGUUCGCCCGACCCGGCAGGACCAACAAGGAAAAGGCCUUCUUCCUGGCGUUUGGCAAAAGCAAGAAGCGUGACCUUUUCUACAACGAGAUCAAAGCGCGGUCAGGCCAUGACAACAAAACCGUCUACGAAUACCUGUUCACGCAGCGACGAAUGCGCCGGGCUCCUGCUGCAAGGGGCGCUAAAAAACCACUGCAGCAGCCGCCACAGUCCCUCCCCCAACAUCAGGUGGUGAAGACGCAGACGAGGCCGCGGUGUCACCGGAGACGACUCCAUGUGAACUUCAAGGAGAUGGGCUGGGACGACUGGAUCAUCGCGCCGCUGGAUUACGAGGCCUUUCACUGCGACGGCGUCUGCGACUUCCCCAUCCGCUCGCACCUCGAGCCGACCAACCACGCCAUCAUACAGACCCUGAUGAACUCCAUGGACCCAGAGUCGACGCCGCCCACCUGCUGCGUCCCGACACGACUCAGCCCAAUCAGCAUACUCUACAUCGACUCUGCCAACAACGUCGUCUACAAGCAGUAUGAGGACAUGGUGGUGGAGUCGUGUGGUUGCAGGUAGCAAAGAAAGUUGAGAGAAAGAGAAAGAAAGACGGUGUCUGCCUUUCACUUUGAGAAAAGAUGGAUUUGUUUGUUAAUAUUAUAAUCAAACCUAAAAUGGGAAGAUCAACACUGAGAACAGUUCUCAUUUGAGUUGACUGCGACCGAACUCACUGCUAUGCAACAGCCAUUACUCUUCACACUCAAGUGGACUAUCAGACUGCAUACCAAAGACUGUUACACACUGUUAAAGACUAAACAGAGAAAGAUAAACUCAUGGAGGUGAUGCUCUUUAACGCCCACUCACUAAAACUUGUGUGUAAUGUUGAUGUUGGUGGCGAUGAGCAAGAUGCAUCUGAGAGAAGCCAAAAACAACCAGAUAACAGAGACACUUUUUUGGUUAAAGGUUCUGAUUAAAAAAAAAGAGACUGCUCUCGAGUUAGACUCAAACCGAUUUUUACUGCUUUUGUUUUCUCUCUUCAGAUUUGUGUCUAUGUCCUGAUUGGUGUAAAAAGUUUGUGUGUAACAGAAUAUUGAAACAUUAGUGAAUUAUACUCAGAAAUGCCCUUUUUUCCAGCACUUCUCUGCCAUUGUGCCUUUGCCCAUUCAGAUGUACGACGAAGAGUCAUUUGUGUGCCUUGUACAGGACGUUUUUAUGAAGCAUGUAAAGAAUUCCUGAUGUAUAAAUACAGGCCAGUGAUGAAGUGCUAAUCUGACCUGCUCCAAAUGUGGGAAAGUUGCAUGAACUACUCUUCAAUAAAAAAUGUCUAAUUGACUGA
Molecule: messenger RNA, 3386 nt
Organism: Siniperca chuatsi (mandarin fish)
Lineage: Eukaryota; Metazoa; Chordata; Actinopteri; Centrarchiformes; Sinipercidae
Gene: gdf5
Product: growth differentiation factor 5
Exons: 2
Coding region: 746-2629 (627 amino acids)
Biological process (GO): BMP signaling pathway; SMAD protein signal transduction
Cellular component (GO): extracellular region
Molecular function (GO): growth factor activity; cytokine activity
Source: RefSeq, a predicted model, not a curated record